AAUAAAGGAGGAUAGCAAGCCCAACCAAGGGCCAGAGAUAUACAAUUGAACCAUGAUCGCGCAGGCUCUAAUAGGUCUCUUGACCGUGUACUGCAUAUCGCUCCUUUCGCAAUUCCUGCGCAACGUCCGUCUCGCCAAGAAAACCGGUCUUCCGUACAUCUGCCUUCCGGUCUCCGAGUUCAACAUUCUCGUCCUGACCAUCUUUGGACUGGAAGCUAUUCCAAAUUUUAUCAAUACCUGGCUGCCGGGCUGGUUGGCGGAUAUAGUCUACGACAAUGCGGUCAAUUGUCGCUGGACCGUGCGGGAUCGUCGCGCAAAGAAGCUCGGCCAAGUGAGUCUGGUCGUUACGCCGACGACGCUGAGUUGCAAUGUUGCCGAUGCGGCUGUCGUGUCGCAGGUCUGCACUGAGCGAGGGAUGUUUCCGAAGCCGGUGUGGCAGUACGAGGUGUUGGAGCUAUACGGACCGAAUGUUCUCACUUGUGAGGAUAAGCAAUGGGCUCAUCAUCGUCGCCACACGGCGACGACGUUCAACGAGAGCAACAACAAGCUCGUCUGGCGGAUUUCCAUCCAGCAAGCCCUUGAGAUGAUCGCUCAAUGGGAACAAAAAUAUAAACACUCGUCGAGCGACAGACAACUGAUCAUACCGGCUGCGAAAUCAGACAUUCUGAAACUGACACUAAAUGUGAUCUGUGGCGCAGGCUUUGGCGUCUCUUUACCGUUCAAACCCAACUCUGGAGCAGCAGCUACGAAUGACCUUGCCAGUUUACUCCGAGAUAGUGAUAGCCCGCCUCAAGGGGCUCAUUUUACAUUUUGUUCGGUGAUCGAGUAUAUGAACUCGUGUCUCAACACCGUGAUUCUCGCGAAUAUGGUCAUCCCAAAGUGGAUUCCACGGAUGACGAUGCCAUUCUUCAAGAACGACUUCUUCGCAUUUGAAGACUUCCAACAUUACCUUCAAGCACUUGUCGAUGGUGCCAAAGCCGAGAAAAACCAGGAUAGGACACACGAUCUCUUACAGGGCAUCGUGCAGUCCCAGCAGAAAGAUGACGGCCUCACAGACUCCGAAAUCAUCGGCAACCUCCACAUCCUCACAGUAGCAGGACACGAAACAACCGCCACAACAUUGCGAUUCGCGCUUGUUCUGUUAGCCAUGCAUCCCGAUAUCCAAGACUGGCUACAGGUUUCCCUAGAUGAGACACUAAAAUCUCAACCCUCCGACCCAAAAGACUGGGACUACACGACUCUAUUUCCCAAACUCAUCGCUCCCCUCUGCAUAAUGCUCGAAACCCUCCGCCUCUACCCCCCCGUGGUAACAGUCCCGAAAUGGACCGCCUCCAACCCCGUCCCCAUAACCCACCAACAACAAACCUACACCCUGCCCCCAAACGUCAACAUAAACCUCAACGCCAACGCCCUGCACUACUCACCCGAAUACUGGGGCCCCGACGCCGCAUCAUUCAGUCCCCGGCGCUGGGACAAGUCAAACGCAGAUAGCUUCCUCGCUCCGAAUGAUGGAAAGACAGGGCUGGCUGGUCCGGGCUUGGAAUUCGAUACGAUCCACAGGCCGGUGCGCGGGGCGUUUAUCCCCUUCAGUGAUGGGUUUCGCGCGUGUGUGGGGAAGAGGUUCGCACAGGUGGAGUUUGUGGCUGUCCUGGCGAUUCUGUUUAGUCGGUAUCGAGUGUCUUUGGGGAAGAUGGAUGCAAGGGAGAGUGAGGAGGUGGUUUAUCGGAGGGCGGAGAAGGUGUUGAAUGAGAGUGUUACGGUGUUGACGCUGGGGAUGAGGAGGGAUGUUCCGUUGGUUUUUGAACAACGGAAUCUAUAACGUAUAACAGGUAUGUAUGUGUAUGAGUACGAGGUCAUUAGUCUAUUCAUCUCAUCUCGUCUAAUCUCGUCUAAUCGAAUCCAUCAGACAUGUACAUCACGCUUAAUAAACAAAGCAAAGCAAAGCAAAUGGUAUC
This is a messenger RNA of Aspergillus steynii IBT 23096, 1955 nucleotides long. Its product is annotated as cytochrome P450. The transcript has 4 exons. Gene Ontology annotation, molecular function: monooxygenase activity; iron ion binding; oxidoreductase activity, acting on paired donors, with incorporation or reduction of molecular oxygen. The record is from RefSeq and is a predicted model, not a curated record. Bases 53 to 1819 code for a protein of 588 amino acids. Lineage: Eukaryota; Fungi; Ascomycota; Eurotiomycetes; Eurotiales; Aspergillaceae.